AUGAAGUUCCCCUUCACUGCCUUCACCGCCUUCACCGCCUUCACCGCCUCCACCGUCGAUAUUUCUGCCUCCGCUCCUUCCAACCCCGAUGCCAAGCUCCAGCUCUUGCUCUCCUCACUCCGCGGCGAGAAUGCGUCAAUCACCAGAACUUCUGUAUUCGACAAGACCGAAGCAAUAUGA
This is a messenger RNA of Pyrenophora tritici-repentis Pt-1C-BFP, 180 nucleotides long. The record is from RefSeq and is a predicted model, not a curated record. NCBI's taxonomy places the organism in Eukaryota, Fungi, Ascomycota, Dothideomycetes, Pleosporales, Pleosporaceae.